Anneissia japonica is the source of this 1395-nucleotide messenger RNA. RefSeq names its product glutathione S-transferase-like. The transcript is spliced from 9 exons. Gene Ontology annotation, biological process: glutathione metabolic process. Lineage: Eukaryota; Metazoa; Echinodermata; Crinoidea; Comatulida; Comatulidae. The record is from RefSeq and is a predicted model, not a curated record. Gene Ontology annotation, cellular component: cytosol. Bases 126 to 755 code for a protein of 209 amino acids. Gene Ontology annotation, molecular function: glutathione transferase activity.
AACGCUUAUUGGCUGACCAUCUCUCUUUCUUCCAUUCCCAGUCUCUUAUUACGCACGUUUCUUUCUCUUUCGGAUCGGUGGGGUUGUCGGAUUAACGGUUCUAACUAGCGACACUGCAAUCAAAAAUGGGAUACAAGUUGACCUACUUACCAAUCCAGGGACGUGCUGAGCCCAUUCGUCUGCUUCUCCUUGACAAUGGUGUUGAUUUUGAAGAUGAAUUGGUAACAUAUGCCGAUUUCCCAAAAAUAAAGGCGACAUUGCCUUUCCGUCAGGUGCCUGUAUUGUAUGAUGGAGAUUUGGUCUGUGCUCAGUCGAAUGCUAUCUUAAGAUAUUUAGCCAGAAAACAUGGCUUGUACGGCAGCAACGACUUAGAAGCUUUCAAAAUCGAUAUGUUCAACGAUGGGGUUGAGGAUCUGAGAGUUGCAUAUACUAACAUGAUUUAUAGAAACUAUGCUGGCAAAGAUGAGUUUGUGAAUGACAAGUGUCCAGUUCAGCUUGAAAUUCUAGAGAAUCUUUUUAAAGCUAACAAUGGAGGUGGUGCUGGUGGAUUUGCUGCUGGGGAAAAGAUUUCAUUUAUGGAUUACAACUUCUACAAUCUUCUGGAUAUCCUUUUGGUUCUGUCACCCCCCAUAUUGGACAAGUAUGCAGUUCUAAAGGGCUAUCAUCAACGCAUGUCCGCACGUCCGAAAAUUGCAGCCCGACAGGCCACAGAUGCCUACAAACAGUUGAAGAUCAAUGGAAAUGGAAAACAAUAGAUGUAUGCAUUUAGACUUGAAGAUUUCUUCUACGGAUUACAACUUCUACAGUAUUCUGGAUAUCCUCUUGACUCUGUCGCACUCCAUAUUAGACAAGUGUCCAGCUCUAUCUGUCUGCACAUCCAAAAAUUGCAGCUUGACAAGCCACAGAUGCCUACAAACAGUUGAAGAUCAAUGGAAGUGGAAAACAAUAGAUAUAGACUUGAAAUGGAAGUGGAAAACAAUAGAUAUGGGCUUGAAAUUUUAAGAAAUUGGAUGACUUAAGCUGGGAUUAAUCUCAGCUAAAAUGUGUAUUGAAAUGAUUGAGUUUUAUAUGUAAAUCAUACAUAUAUUAAUUGAAAGUGACAAUUUUAUAGUGAUUUCUGUAUACAGUACCAUGAACUACUGGAAUACAUUUUUUAACCUUGAGGUUUUUAAACUGCAGCAGCCAAAUGAUUUUAUUGUUUAAAUUGCAUGCAUUCAUAUGUGUUCUUGUGGAAGAAGAAAUAUAAUAUGUAACUUGAUUUGAAAAUUAUGAAUAUAUAAAUUUAAUCAUGGGAGUUCUACGUUCAUCAAAUAGUUAGAAAGUAAUGUUUUUUUGUAUAGAAGUGUAGGUACAUAUGGUGUUGGUAUUGAGAAGUAAAAGAAAGAGUAUGCUGCA